This is a messenger RNA of Caenorhabditis remanei, 486 nucleotides long. RefSeq lists its product as uncharacterized. The record is from RefSeq and is a predicted model, not a curated record. NCBI's taxonomy places the organism in Eukaryota, Metazoa, Nematoda, Chromadorea, Rhabditida, Rhabditidae. Bases 1 to 486 code for a protein of 161 amino acids. The transcript is spliced from 2 exons.
AUGGAACACAACUCUAACUUCAAAUUCAAAACUGAAUACUUUCGAAAUACGCCAAGAUUAGUGGAACUCCACGAUUCUUCCUGGAUAAGUUUCGAUCAAUUUCUUGAAAUGGAAUCUUUUACUAUCGCCUUGUACCGGUCAAUAUUCAAAAUCCCUCAUUUCAAGUUAUUGAUUGAAAAAUGGAACAGUGGAUGGACACCUAAAUGGAGAGUGAUAAUGGUGGAAUCUAGUGAGGAAGUGAACAUUGACGAGUGUGUCAACGAAUUGGUUGUUUUGGGACGUUUCUCCGAAGUUCAAGUAGAAAGAUCUGAAGUAAAAGAUGAAUAUUCUGAUGGAGAAGUAUCACAAAGAAUCAUUUACAAGAUUCACCGAUCAGAUAAAGCAGUUGGGCAGAUCGUUGUGGAGAACAGUUUUAUGUUUUCGUUGUAUGUGAUGAUUGAUUCUGAGAAGAACUCGCGAUUUUACCCACCAUUGUUCUUGUCAUGA